Molecule: messenger RNA, 4122 nt
Organism: Astyanax mexicanus (Mexican tetra)
Lineage: Eukaryota; Metazoa; Chordata; Actinopteri; Characiformes; Acestrorhamphidae
Product: protein asteroid homolog 1
Exons: 5
Coding region: 82-2175 (697 amino acids)
Molecular function (GO): nuclease activity
Source: RefSeq, a predicted model, not a curated record
ACUCAGCGCAUCGCGGCGGACAGCGCGAGCUCAUCUCCACUAUCUCUUCUCUCAGAUCACAGGGCUUAAUAACCGAGAGCCAUGGGAGUCAAAGGGCUGAAGAGCUACAUUGAGAACGGUGGCGAUGUCUUGAAGCCACGAAGGUUCAGAAACAGCUUGCUGGUUAUAGAUGGAUCAAAUUUGUACUACAACCUUUACUUCAGGACUGGUUUGGAUCAAGCUCACGGUGGAGAGUACAGAGCUUUCGAAAAAGAGGUCAGCAAGUUUUUUAACAACCUGAAACUUUGCGAGAUUAAGCCCUACGUCGUGCUGGAUGGAGGCGACGACAUCAGCAAUAAAAAGUUUGAGACUCUGAAGAGUAGAGCUGAAGAUCGGAUCAAAAGGACCGACGCCUUGUCCAGAGGUCGUUCAGGAGAGUGCCUGCCGAUCCUCAUCAAGAACGUGUUCAAGCAGCUCCUCAGGAAACUCGACGUGCCGUUAAUUCAGUGCAUCGCCGAGGCCGACUGGGAGAUCGCCGCUUUGGCCAACGAGUGGGAGUGUUCGGUUUUGUCCAACGACAGCGAUUUCUACAUAUUCGACCUCAAGAAAGGAUUCUUACCCCUCUCCGAGUUUGAGUGGCGAAGAGUGAGAACGAUAAAGAAGACCGGCGAAAGAUUCAUCCAAACCAAAUGUUUUAAUGUGAGCAGGUUGUGCACUAAAAUGAACCACAUGAAGAAGAAUCUCCUCCCUAUUUUCGCCACCCUCUUGGGCAACGACUACGCCAACCUGAAAAAGACAAUACUUCCAAACUGGACCAAGUUCGCACUUUGCCCUGGAGGAACCGGCCGAAUCGACGGCUUGCUCAGGUGGCUGUCUGGAUUUCGGAGCCCACAGGAUGCCAUUCGUGCACUUCUAAUCCAAAUUAAGGACCCGGAGGACUCAAUAACCGUUUCCCAAGCUCUUAAUCAGGGCCUAAAGGAGUACAAGCUCACUCCCAGCACCAUAGCCAAGUUCUUCAUGAGCGGUGAUCCACAGAGCAAGCUUCCGAAACCCUUACAGAACCUCCCGCAGUGGUUCCUAAAGGGCAUCGCGGAGGGUAAGCUCAACUCCAUCCUCCUCGACGUCCUGACGCUGCACAGGGUCACGCUCAACUGUUCCGUCCAGGACUUUAGACGUUCUAGCAGCAAUCUGACCUCCAGACCCAUUAGGCAGGUGUUUUACGGCAUAAUGCUGGCUCCAAAUCCGCAAAACGCCCGCCGAGCUCCAGCUCGACCGAGGUUUGAGGUGGAGGAGUACGACCGAGAAGGGCUCAGACUGGACAGCUCUACGGUUGUCGCCAAUCUGCCAAGCCAGAUCACCCCAGACCUUCACCUGGACACACUGUUGGAGGUGCCUCAUCAUGUUCGACUCCAGGUUUUCUUGGACGCUCUGCGUAUCUCACAGGCUCCUGACCACCUCCACAUCCCUCCUGGUCUACAGCUAGCCCUGUACGUCACAUGCUACUGGAUAAAACAUGCAGAACCAGAACCCAAACCAGAGUUCUUUGGGGCGUUGCUGGUCGGACUGGUCUACGGAGAGCUGUCCAGAGAUCCAGUUACAGAGAAAGUGGUGACUUCAGGGCUGAAGAGGCUGAAAAACUUUAAGAGCCAAAAAGAGAAGACCCGUCUGGACCUGGGCGUGGCUCACGCUUACAGCCAGUGGCAGUGCAUCAUGAGGGACAGUAUCUGCCUCAACCAGCUGCUGGACAACCCUGUUCCUGAACCCGAGUAUACCUGGUUGUACAGUGGAGUGUUUCUGUACAGUGUGGUCCAGGAGCUCUGCAGAGGCAUCACCCCCGACUCCCUGCUGGCCGGAGCUCCAGACGCCGUCAAUCUCUACCACAACCUGAGGAACGCUGUGGAGCAGCAGCUCAGCGAGGAAGUCAUCCAGAGGCUGGGGGUCGUAGUGAAGCAGGUCCAGCCGAGCAAGAGACCGGUCCAUCACGACCCGAUGGACGACCUCGCCAAAGGGUAUGAACGUCUACUGCUUGAGGAAGAGGAGGAAGACGAAGAUCUACAGAUAAAAGGAAAAAAGGGCAAAGACGGAAACCCUGGAGAUGAGAUUUACGACCAAACCUGCACGAGUCGCACAAGACACAGGAAACGAUCCGGCACGAAGGACCCGAAAUCCAAGAAAUACGAACGAGUCUGGGUGUAGGACAGGGGCUUCGUCUGGCCUGGGCUUCCGGGGCUAACGCCAAUUACGGAGCCAGUUCAAGGAUAAAGUUCAGCUUGCUGGUUUUGCAGAGCGCGGUGGGCUAGUAGGGAACCCUACUGACUAUUUCAUUUUUAAAUAGUUUUUAUUCAUUAGGAAUGCAGGAUUACUGUAAACUAUAAUUAACGAAAAUUAAUUUAGCUAAGCAGUUAGCUAGAAGCUGGAUGUUGUGGAUUUAGUAAUAUACUUAGUUUAAAUUGUUUUUUUAACCCUGGUCUGUGGCCUAAAAUUGUAUGUUUUCCACCUGAUCCAACUGAUCAGCUAAUAAACUACACAUUAUAGUGUUAAAUAUUAUAUAUCAGGAUACUAUAUGUAUAUAUAAUUAACAGGGCUGAGCCCCGGAUCUCUAAACUCCAGAAACAACAGUAGAACCUGUGGGAAUUUAGUAAUUUGUUCGGUAAUUAUUCGUACAUUCAAAGGUUUUUUGCUGCCCCCAGUGGGCCACAGAGGUACUGCUGGUGAGCUUUUAGCAAAAAAGUGUUUUAAUUAUCUUUAUUAUUUAAUGAACUUUAUUCUCAUUAACCACACUUUAUUAAAGCAGCACUGUUAUAGGAAAAUAAAUAAAAAAGAAUGAAAAAAAGGCAGGUCAAAUUAAAUAUCAUGCAAAUUGCUUGGUAAAUUAUUCGUACAUUUACUUUCUCACAAAAAAUAAAAAAAAGAUGUACAUUUAUGAUGCAAGCUCUUUCCAGACAGAUUUCAUGACUAAAAAACAAAAUACAGCAUUGAUUGACUGAUUAUAUCCAAUUUUAAUGAACUUUAUUCUCAUUAAUGAGCACUGUUAUAGGAAAAGAAAAAAAAAAGAAAAAAAAGCAGUUUAAAGUAAAUCUGCAUGCAAAUUGUUCGGUAAAUUAUUCAUUUAUUUACUUUCUCACCCAAAAAAAGACGUAUAUUUAUGAUGCAAGCUGUUUCCAGACAGAUUUCAUGACUAAAAAACGAAAAUACACCCAAUUUAACAAUUUAACCAUUUUUAUCUCGAAAAUUAAAAGCUGUAGACUGCUGCCCCCAGUGGGCUGUAGCGGUAGUGCGAGUGAACUGUUGAGUAAAAAAAUAUUAAAUUAAAAUGUUAAAAAAAAUUAUCCCGAUUUUCUCAAAAUGUGUAUUAUUUUUUUAUUUGGGGAUUUUAUUCUCACAAAUAGCACUUUAAUUAUGCAGCACUGUUAUUAAUAAGUAAUAAGCUUUAAGUUCUGUUUUUUUUCCUUAGUAGGUGGAAUCUGGUAUCUAUCUAUUGUUUGCAUUAAAGCACAUUAAAUGCUUUAAAACAUUUUUUUAUGUUUAAACUGAACACUAACAUUAUUAACAAUAUUAAUAUUUUAUCUUGCAUUUGAAUAUAUUUGCUGAUGCAAAAAAAUUAACUGUUUUUACCCAAAAUUGUAAAAUCCUGAUUUCUGUUUUGCAAUGGUUUCCGUUUUAAUUUCCUGUAAUUCCUGCUAUUUACAGUUUUAGGGUUUAAGUGUUUGUGUGUAAAAAACCCUCAGAUAUAAAAUUAAAAAUAGAAGAUUAGAAGUGUGAGCUGUAUUAUAGAGCAAUACUCAGGUGAUUUACACUCUACGUUUUUAAGUAUUUAAUACACAUGCAGCAUUAAUCUGUAGCUCUGAUUUUAACGAAAUAUAUAUUACAUUUUGUAUAUUUUGGGGCUUCUCAUUUAAGGCACUUUAAGAACAUUAUUUUUAGGGUAUUUCUUUUUUUAAUUCUUUGUUUACUUUGUUUGCAUGAGAAAAUGUCGUAGGAAUGCAUGUAAUUUACUGUUCAAGCUAAAAAAAAAAUUACCAUGUUGUAUAGAAAUAUGUUUUGCAUAAUAAUUUUAUUUGUGUACUGGAAUUGUCUCCCUUUCUUUAAGUAUUUGCAUUAAUCUGUAGUUCUGAUUUUUAAUAAACUGUGUAUUAAAGUGGA